AUGGGUGCCUACAAAUAUUUGGAAGAGCUCGCUAGAAAGAAGCAAUCUGAUGUCGCUCGUUUCUUGCUCCGUGUCCGUUGUUGGGAAUUCAGACAAUUGAACGUCAUCCACCGUGCCUCUCGUCCUUCUCGUCCCGAUAAGGCUCGUCGUUUGGGUUAUAAGGCCAAGCAAGGUUACGUCAUCUACCGUAUCCGUGUCCGUCGUGGUGGCCGUAAGAGACCUGUCCCCAAGGGUGCCACCUACGGUAAGCCUGUCAACGAAGGUGUUAGCCAACUCAAGUACCAACGUUCUCUCCGUGCUACUGCUGAAGAACGUGUUGGCCGCAAGUGUGCUAACCUCCGUGUCUUGAACUCCUACUGGAUCAACCAAGAUGCCACUUACAAGUACUACGAAGUUAUCCUUGUUGAUCCUUCUCACAAGGCUAUCCGUCGUGAUCCUCGCAUCAACUGGAUCGUCAACGCUGUUCACAAGCACCGUGAAGCUCGUGGUCUCACUGCUGUCGGCAAGAAAUCUCGUGGUCACAACAAGGGUCACCUCUUCAACAACACCAAGGGUUCUGGUCGUCGUGCCACCUGGAAGCGUCGCAACACUCUUUCUCUCCGUCGUUACCGUUAA
This is a messenger RNA of Mycotypha africana, 615 nucleotides long. Its product is annotated as 60S ribosomal protein L15. NCBI's taxonomy places the organism in Eukaryota, Fungi, Mucoromycota, Mucoromycetes, Mucorales, Mycotyphaceae. The transcript has 2 exons. Gene Ontology annotation, biological process: cytoplasmic translation. Gene Ontology annotation, cellular component: cytosolic large ribosomal subunit; ribosome. The record is from RefSeq and is a predicted model, not a curated record. Bases 1 to 615 code for a protein of 204 amino acids. Gene Ontology annotation, molecular function: RNA binding; structural constituent of ribosome.